CCCGCCGGGCCCGGGGCGGAGCAGCGGCCUAGGGGCGGGAUCGGGCGCCGAGGGGAGAGCGGGGCCGGCGGACAGCGACCGCCCGCACCGCGCCGAGCCGGGCCGCGCUGCGCCGAAACGAACCGAGGCGGGCCGGGACCGGGACCGGGACCGGGACCGGGACCGGGACGGGGCCGGGACGAGGCCGGCUGCGGGAGGAGGCAGCGGCGGGGAGCGGGGCUCGGGCUGGCCGCCCGCCGGCUGCGCCCCGGCCGAGCGUGCGGUGAGCCCCCAGCCCCCGGCCCCCGGCCAGCCGCAGCCCGCAGCCCCCAGCCCGCAGCCCCCGGCCCCAGCCCGCCGCCCCCAGCCCCAGCCCGGCCGCCCGGGCGCGCGUCGCAUGGUGCGGGGAUACCCGGUGCCGAUAAUAAAUGAUAGAGGAUACAAUGACUUUGCUGUCUCUGCUGGGUCGGAUCAUGCGUUACUUCUUGCUCAGACCGGAGACCCUGUUCUUGCUGUGCAUCAGCCUGGCCCUGUGGAGUUAUUUCUUCCACACGGAUGAGGUGAAAACCAUCGUGAAGUCCAGCAGGGAUGCGGUGAAGAUGGUGAAGGGCAAGGUGGCCGAGAUCAUGCAGAAUGACAGGCUCGGGGGGCUAGACGUGCUGGAUGCAGAGUUCUCCAAGACCUGGGAGUUCAAGAGCCACAACGUGGCUGUCUACUCCAUCCAAGGCCGGAGGGAUCACAUGGAGGACAGGUUCGAAGUAAUCACCGACCUGGUGAACAAGACUCACCCCUCCAUCUUCGGGAUAUUUGAUGGGCACGGAGGAGAGUCAGCAGCAGAAUACGUGAAGUCCCGGCUGCCUGAAGUCCUAAAGCAACAUCUUCAAGACUAUGAGAAGGACAAGGAGAACAGCGUGCUGUCUUACCAAACCAUCCUGGAACAGCAGAUUUUAUCAAUUGAUCGAGAAAUGCUGGAAAAACUGACUGUAUCCUAUGACGAAGCAGGUACGACUUGUUUGAUCGCGCUGCUGUCAGAUAAAGAACUCACGGUGGCCAACGUCGGCGACUCGCGGGGAGUGCUGUGUGACAAGGACGGGAACGCCAUCCCCUUGUCCCACGACCACAAGCCCUACCAGCUGAAAGAGAGGAAGAGGAUUAAAAGAGCUGGUGGAUUCAUCAGCUUUAACGGCUCCUGGCGUGUUCAGGGGAUCCUGGCCAUGUCCCGCUCGUUGGGGGAUUACCCUCUGAAGAACCUGAAUGUUGUCAUUCCUGACCCCGACAUUCUCACCUUUGACCUGGACAAACUGCAGCCAGAGUUCAUGAUCCUGGCAUCCGACGGUCUGUGGGAUGCUUUCAGCAACGAGGAGGCUGUCCGAUUCAUCAAGGAACGCUUGGAUGAACCACACUUUGGUGCCAAGAGUAUAGUUCUACAGUCCUUUUACAGAGGAUGCCCUGAUAAUAUAACAGUGAUGGUGGUGAAGUUCAGGAAUAGCAGCAAAACAGAAGAACAAUAAUUACCAGUGGUUCUCUGCCUCACGCUGAACUUAAAACAAACUCUUACAUUUUAAACAUAGUCGAAGGCUCUAGUAAAUACCAUUAAGAUUCUCCACAAAAAGAACAGAUCCCUCUGGUCUUUGUUCUUUGCUUAACAGAAGGAGCAAUACAACAAACACAUUUUGAGUGAUUAUAAGAAUUAAGUUCGUUCACACGUAUCUGUCUCCCGUGACCUUGCUGCUCCUUAGAAGCUAACUGUAAUCUUCCAUUUCAGAAUUUUCUUUAAAAAUCCUGCGUAUGCUUUUCACUUGAUUUUUUACCUCUCAUUUCUAAUAGAGGUUUGUUGAGAUGCACAGCGGGGCAGGGCAGCGCUGCUGCUAAUAGCAGGUGGUAGGAGUGAUGGUGCUUUUCACUUGUAGGUGUGACUUUUCAGAACGAUGCUCUAAUGUGUCUCAUCUCUUUUCUUUUUAAUCUGCAGUGAUAAGGAUGUGUUGGAGGAGGUCUGUGAUUGUCGGGCUGUUACUGGUACAAGGAGGACGAGGAGCCAGCUGUCACCCGCUGUCACACAGCUGGCUCGCGCUUUGCUCCCCCUCCCACCCCCCAUUAAAUAAACCCCUGCCGAGCACGUGGUUAGGUGUAGGUACUGAGCUACCCGAAGACACAUGCUUGUUCAGUCCGUGCGUUGCUUUACUAGCAUUUCUUCUAUGCCACGUUGUUAAAGUCCAGCAGGAUACUGGCGGUCUGAGGUCUGUCACCUUCUCUAUCAAAAAGAAAAAAAAAAAAGCUCUGUUGUGCUAGCAGCAUGACUGUCAUUCGCUGAGACUCACCUUUUUGUUAUUUUUUUCACAUGGACUUUUCAUAGGCAUGUAAGAAAACAAUGCAAGAUAAAAUUCAUUUCAUUAGUGACUGUUCGGAGAACUAAUCAAAGCAGAAGUUCCUUAGAGCUACCUAGGUGGAAGUCACGCCUCUUAAAGACUUCUUUGUAGCACCGCAGAUUAAUUUGUGGUUUUAAUCUGGGGGAAGGCCUCCUUAGAACGUUUUUUUGGUAUAAUGUAUUAAUGCCUAACAGUGUCAUCGCACUGUUGAGAUGAAAGUUUGUGAUAAAUCUAGAUAAAAUAUUUUUAGAUCUAACUUUCACUAUUUAACUGUAUUUUGGAAUCUGUGACUGUUGUAAGUUUAAGCAAUGGCAUUCUAAGUGUGCCAUCUGGUAACUUAGUUGGCUGCUUCAUGAGCAAGUGGCAGCAGUGGCAGCAUGACAGGGCAGCACGCGUCAGGGGAACAGAGCCGGGGCCCGAGUCGGAUGUUAGUGUUUUGGGUGGCUUGCGUACCUGUAUCAUGUCCCCUGGGACUCCUCCCUCCCUUCGGAACGUGCUCCUGGAUGAUCCGCUGGCGUCUCUUGUCUUGGAGGUAGUGGAAGUUCUCCAUACUUGGUCCCUGGGCUGAACCAGGGCCAUCGGCUGUAAUUAUAGAGUGACUAACACUGUCUGCUUCUUGGGUGAGGAUACAAGAGUAAUUAGACAAAAAGCUAUCGCCCUAAAGCAUGUUCUGGGAAAGUGGCUUGCAGGGCUCUAAAACGCUGUGAUCUGUUGUGGCUGUGUUAGCAGGUAGGAUGUCUCUCAAGACAAAGAUGAGAGCACAAAUUCUGCUUUCUGUGCAGGAAGGAAUUCCCAUCUUGGUCUUUUCAUUUUUAUUCCUAGGUUAGCUCUUUCCUACCAAACUUCCAUUCUUGAGUUUGUUUGGAGCUAAUCACAAUUUUUAGCUGGAUAUGUUGCUAUUGCCAGUGCUCUCCAAAUUGUACACAUGGCCUUGACCAUCUCGGUCAAAGCUGUGAGUAGAGCCCCUUGGCUCCGAGUAGAGGACAAAGCGUGCUAGUGAGACACAGAAGGACGGAAGUGUCCAGCGUGCUCUGAAACCAGCCUGAGCAGCCCUUCCCCAGAGGAUGGAAGGUUUCAGGCGUUCUUAAACACUCGAACAGGAAGAACAGCUUUCAGGGAAUUUUAAAUGCAAGUUUGCAUUUAAAUUGAGUGGGUAACAGAAAAUGCUCGUAAUCGCAGGGUACCUCAGUUGUUUUAUUUUGACGAAGUACUCGGGGUCAAAUGCUGUGCAAGGAAAACCUUGUGUGAUAUUUUCAAGGGAGUGCUUAAUCACAUCAUAAUGCUACAGCAGCAGGAUCGAAACCGGGCUCUAGGCAGAGCUCAUGGUGCAUGGAGCAUUUGCCUUUCCUUUCUCCUUCACAGGUGAUGGUUCUGUUGUGCUGGCUUUUCUGUGUAGAACAGAGACUGGAUGUUUGUCAGAACAGCUGUCCAGAGAAAAGAAGAAUUGGACCUAGCAGUCCACGGAAGUCUAAAGCAGAGCGGCUUGUGCAGCAGUGACAGAGCUACCAAUCCUUCACGGGCAUUUGAGAAGUUGCAAGCGGAACAAUGGGCAGCUCCAAAAAGAAAUUUGUAGACUACCACCACUUCAGUGAGAAGCUUAUGGCUGCCAGGAAACCUCUCUGCAGCGCACGUUCUUGAGGCUAGCAAGCAUUGCUGAGGAAUUCCAGACCUCUUGAGCACGGCUGGCUUUCUGGGUGCUCUAGCACUUGAGAUAGCUGGGAAAUGAGGUGGCGGGAAAUGCGUGCCUUCACAGAGUCCCGUAGCUGCCAUAGGAAGCUCUGGGAGGGAGUAAAGCAAGCUCUCACAUGGCUUGCUUGAAGGAUUUAAGAAAACUCGCAGCACAAUACAGAAGUGUCCUGCAGGCUUGCUUGGAUAUUUAUGCCAGGAUUCACUCACACACGUGGCUGCCCCGUCAGCUACUGAAUCGGCUCCAUCUCACCCUUUCAGCGUUUGCAGUUACAGCAGUGGUUGCUCCAGCCCCUUCAGCUGUCUCCGUAACACUCCCGCCCUUGUAGCAGCUCCCUUCCUGGCCACAGGUGUUAAGGCAGGGACCUCUGGUAAGGCUGUUGGCGUUUGUUGUUUUGUCUUGGUUUGGUUUACUUUUAAAAAACUGGUAACAGCUGCUUUAGGUUUAGAGAUGAAGGACUAGUGGAGAUGGAGGCUUCGUGCAGUCUUCCUCGUCCAGGCGCGGUGCCUGCCCACGUUCCCUGCCAGACGUCUCCUCAGUUUGCUAACCCAGCUGUAGCUCUCUGCAGCUUUCCGGUCGUGCCGAUUUGUGCCAAAUUCUGCUGUGAUACAUGCAGCUAGCUGCUGGAUGGCCAGAUUAAGUAAUGUACAUAUUGCUUACACAGCCUAAAAGAUCUAGGGCCUGAUUCUCCUGCCUUAAUCAUACAUCCUGUAUCUGGAAGGAGCUCCCAGCCACGUAGCCAGAACCGUCCCCGCGUGUGCCAGAGCCGUGCAGCAGGACGUGGCACGGCAGCAGGACGUGGCACAGCAUCGUGGCGGCACGACCACCCCCCGCCACCCCGGCUGCUGCCCAAAGAAGGGGCCGGGGCGCGCUUUGGUUAGAGCAGCCCGCAGACAUCGCAGAGCUCCCUCCUUGCCUUAGGUGUUCGUGGACGUUUUUUGUCAGUUAAGCUCCAUCAGCGACAUCUCUUCGUCAGGCAAGAGCAUCUACUGGCAGGCAGCUGCUGUAUUAAGUUGCUGCCAAAGAGCAUCUUUUGUACGGCCCAAUAUGAAAAGGGUACCUGUAAUCAGCCAUCCUAUCCAUACGUAAGUAAUUCAGGCUCUUCCCAGCGCUACUACAAACUAGCAGUUUGAUCCUGUGGUAUAUUCUAGAGACGCUGCCGCUCAGGGGACCGUUACACACUGGCACGGUUUCAGACAGGCUGCUCACCGUGCCAUCGUCACCCGGCUGCGCCCUCGCCGUUUGCGGCUCCUUGUGCACCGCGGGAGGCCCAGGGCCGGGGCCGUGGGUGCGGGGUGGUCUCACAGCUCCGCCUCGUGGUCGGCCCGGGCACGCGGCCCAGGCAGGGACGAGCUCCCAGCCGCGCUGCGGGCACACGCGUACGGGAUGAUGUGAUUUAAGGCUCCUCGUGCACGCUCCCCGGCAGGCGAACGCAGGCCCAUUCUCUCAGGCUGCCCCGCCGCGCCGCCAGAGCAGCACAGGCAGGGCUCAGCAUCACAGACAGGCCGGUGCUACGACGGUGCCUGAAACAGUUUGGCAGAGCAGCAUCGCGCCCUGCAGCCCCUGCCAACUUACCCCGUGUGGGUACCCUCACGACACCGGUGGCCGUGUUGCCAGCGUUUGUCUGCGGGCUCCAAACGUCUGCCGGAGUGCAGCUCGCUCAGACAGCACCCAGGCUUGGAGGGCUCCAGAACUCAUCGCUAGUCCCGCGUGAAACGCGUGCCGCUGCUUUUGGUGGGCACCCGGUGCUGGUGGCAGGGCAGGGCCAUCCUGCCUCGGGGGACGGAUGGUCACAGAUAACGUUCUGGGGGCUGCAGCAGCACUGGAGGCCUAGCAUUUCUACCAGUACUAAAUCUGAAACGAAUGAAUCCAUUUUACUGAUCAGUGUUUAGAUAAAUACAAAUAAAGUAAAUGCCGUCUAACAUAAUGAAGAAUCGUCUACUGACUUGUAAACAUAAGGUCAGCAUCAAAACUACUGCUAGUGUUAUUACAGUGUUAUACCAUUUACGCGUGGUAAAAUUUAAAAAGUUGUGAAGAUUUUAGGAUACAGAAAUUAGUACAAGAACACUGCAUCAGCUUGAACUAACAGUGUUUGCUACAUCACCACUAAUGCUGAAUCUUGAAAAAAAGGUUUUGUUCAGCUGCUUCUCAGAAUAGAUGACAUUCUGGCUUUAUAUAGUAUUAAUAUAUUGCAAAAGUAUGCAGAGAAACAUUUAGUAAAUGAUUAUAUCAAAGGAAAAAGCCACAACUCAUCAGCCUUUCAUUUUCUAAAGUAGUUUGUUCGGCCUCCAUCCUGAGAUCCGGCUGUACAGAACUGCAUGAUUAAGAAAACUAGAACAUGCUGCUCAAGUGUGACAGCUGUACGGACCAGAGCUGCUGCCCCUCAGCGUUAUCAAUAUGCUUAUAACUUAAUCUUUCUAAAUCUGAGGGCUCAUAGCUAAUAAGACAUAUACAGUUAAGCUAAUAUUGAUUUGAAUUUUGAAUUACUUGUAUUUAUGUAGUACUGACAGGCUCAGGUAAGCAGCUGUUUUAAAUACCGGUUUCCCCCAGGUAGCCAGGGGUCCCAGGUUUCAGUUUGUCCCCAGUUACACGUAACAUUGCAGACUUACUUUGCUCUGUUGAGCAAAGCGUGUGCAAUCAGAGCAGCUGGAGCUUGUCUAAAACCAUAAAUAGAGAGGCUGACAUCAAGAGUCUGGACUAAAGUUUUGAAAUCCACUUUUAUGAGUGUGUCAGUUCCUAUAUCUGGCAUUAAGGACAAACUGAGGUGGUUGAGCAAUAGGGAAAUAAAGCUCUUUCCUCCUGCAUUUAAAGGACCAGCCCUGUGUUCUUUUAAGCCUGUGCAGACCCAUUAGUACCUCUUGGGACACAGGCGCUCAGAAAUCUUUUUCAGCCUGUAUACAGCAAAGCUAAAUAAGUAAUCAAUGAUAACGCCUUAGAAAUACGGGACUGAGAAACCUUGCUCUCUGCCCAUGCCUACACUGUGUUCAGGGGCGUGAGGGUAAUGCAGACAAAAGUGUACUUUAACUGCGUGUGCUUUAAGCUUGGUAAUUACGAGAACAGUCACGAAGCCAAGCUGUGUGUCAAAUACCUGCUCAGCACCCCCAGCAAGCAAGGCUGUGCCUGUGCCACCACGCUUCCAGGCCCCCCUGACAGUCAGUAGGCCAAAAGCAGCAUGAGUUUGCUCCUGUGCCUCUGCCCGUGCGCUCACUUGGCUUCAUCUGCCGAUGAAAUCAGACUUUCACACCAGAACUGCCAGAGUCCCCAUGUGAUUUUUAAACUUUGUCCUUCGGGUAGAGUUGCUUUUGGAAAAAGUUCUUUGGAGUUAGUUCCACUCUGUACUGAGCCAUUACACUGCUCCUUGAUAAACUGUUUCUUGCAGUGGUUAGCAAAUACUGGAUUUACAAAUGACGUCCAUUUUUGUACAUUUCAAAUCCGCCUGCCUUUAACAUGUCAAACUGUAACAAUCAUGCUAGCCUUAAGGACAAAGCUAACAGGGGCAGGGGCUGCAAGAACAACUUUAAAGCCGUAUCGCACGCGUAUUACACUGAGUGCCUGCAAAACCACUUCUACCCAAGGCAUUUGGAAGUGCUCUCAAAAAAAAAUGACCAAGGAAAAAUCAUUAUCUCAUUAUGAAAAUGAACUGCACAGUGGGGGCUCUGUACGGGUAGCGCAGAUGUUUAUUGGAGAACAGCCUACACAACACACAAGAUAAAACCACCACGUUUAAGCAAUUUGUCCUGCUGAAAGACAGCUUCCAUUUAGCACAAUGUCGCUGUAUUCUCUUAGAUAAAAGCCUCUUCAGGCUUCUGUUUUAACAUUUUUUCUCGCAAAGACACGUGUUUUUGAGAUUGCAUCUUUACUGCAAGCUCAGGAGAGGCUACGCUUCCCUCUUACUUGAAGGACCACCACACAGCACUACCGAGAGGAGCACUGAGGACAAGGGCUGUGUCACCCCAGGUCAGAGAGCAGAUUGGGAUGCUUAUGACAUCUACGCACCAUCGUCACUCGCACUAUAUAAAACCUCAUUCGGGUCAUUUGGAUUAAUGUGGCCUGGAAAAUGAACGUGCUGCGUAGCAACUGUGGGAAGGCCGGAGGUAAACAGUGCUGAGACACAGACCCGCUCAGGAGAGGUCGCCUGGGGUGAGCGCUGUGUUCUUAAAUGCUUAUUUUAUAACAAGAAAAUUAAGUUCAGUCCCAUAAGUGCAGGUGAGACAAACUGCCCUACAAAAGAUAGAAUGUUUCCUCGUACGAGUUGCAGGUGGACAGGGCCUUUAGCUAAGACUCACGGAACAGCAGUGUCUCAGACAGACUGUGCUUUAAGUCCUGUGAAAGAAAGCGUCUUUAUGAUUUUCAGAAACCCAAUAUAUUUUUUCUGUUUGUUUUUCCCAAGUUGAGGUUUCUUUAAAAUGAGGACUCAAUUGCACGUAACGGGCAAAUAAACCAUCUGCCGUGCUCCAUUUUAACUCUGUUUGCUUUCCUUCCUACAUGGAGCCCUUUCAUUCAGCUCUGGCUUACAGCUUAAUGUGCAACACCCAGUAACUGUAUUACAACUUGACCAGCUUAACAGUCAGACUGCAGAAAGCUUUCCAUCUCUUUCCCCAACCCCCCUACUGUAAGCAAAUCGCAGCAAACUUAAUAAAUGACCAAAGCGGUACACACUGGUCAGACAAAAAUAGAUGAAAAAUAGGGAGUAGAGCUCUGCCUCCCCACCGCCUUCACCAUCGCUAACAUACCCAUACCUGGUAGGCGCAUCAGCAAUUCGGUGUCACUUUGGUCGGUUAACCUUCAAGCAGCUUCUAGUUUAAUUUUUUUUUAAAUAUGAUGAAAUUACAUCAUUUACUGUACAUCCGUUUGUGAGUUACUUACCGCUUGCACGGACAUCUUUUAGUACUAACUAGAGAGCGUACCAUAAAACUUAGGAAGAUGUGCCCACCUGUCUGUGCUCUCACACUGAGCUGGUUGUAGAGAAUAACGCCUCCGAAUUUGCAGCACACACUUCGUGGCUUAUACUGAACUUGUUUAUUCUAAAACGCACACAACACACAGAAGCAUUUUGACUUGGGAACUCUCUGAAACAACGUACGGGCAAUACCGGCUUGAAAUGUCAGACCGUAAACCUUUUGCUGUUCACCCUGAAGUAGUUCCCAAACAUCUUUGACCAAUGGAUUAUCAGGCUUUUCAAAACAGAAAGCCUGACACUCUUCAUAUCAACAUCGUAACUGCUUGGCAUUUUAUGUUAAUAUGGCUUUCUGAGCCACCUGCGUGCACGGUAAAAAGAAUAUUAGGAUUUGGAAAAAUCUUAGCCUGUGGUUUAUGCAUCAUUUUCAGUAAGCAGAUGCUAUAAAAUUUGGGCCCACCACUGAUUUAAAUGCUUGUAUUAGUUCCCAGUGUUAAGCUCUUUUACCUGUUGCAUGGCUGCUCACACUAGAAACUCUCCCGAUGCUUGCUUUAAGCAGAAACAUGAGCUUAGUUGUGUGUUUUUCCAGCCUUCUAAGCAAUAAUAAGGUCAGACUCAAAUACAAACUAGAUUUGGAAAUGCGUUUCAGAAAAAAAAAAAAAAGCAGAAUCGGGAAUACUUUGCAGUGCAACUUUCUUGCAGAACUGAUGUUCCCUUUAAAUGACAAUUUCAGGUGGCAUAAACAGAUCACUGUGUGAUAAAGCCGCGUUUGUGAAAGCAAAAGCCUUGUAAUCUAUGAUCAGCAUUAUCAUCCUGGGGUGCAAAUAUAAAACUACCUUGCUUGGUGACGGUCACAGUUUUACUGCAGCACUGCACAGCCAUUUAUCGCGGGUACUGGGUUUUAUUCUCUCACCAGGAGCACUGUCUGCUUUAUCUACCCAGUUGCUGAAGAUUGCAUAGUCUUUCAUAACCACAUUUUUUUGAAAAAGCAAUACAAACUAUGCUGUAGUAUCAGUGUUCUUGUGACAAACAAUUUAUUUCUAAACAUUUUACCUGGCAGGCUUAAAAAAAAAAUGCUUUUUUUUUUUAUUUAGGGGUAUAAACAAUCAAAGAGCAAGUUAACCAUUUCUCACAGAGCUCUCAGGAUCUGACCACAGUUCUACAACAAUCAAAUAACGGAUCCUAAAACAAUAGGAAUAGCUGUAGUUUUACCUCUGUUUCGGGAGCUACAAUAGCAUUCUUUCCUCAGUUAUGCAAUGCAGUGUCUUUAGCUAUUUGGUUUAACAAAAAUAUAUAUGUAUUUUUGAAAAGCUUUGACCCUCUUAGCAUACAUUCUUAGAACACUGAAAUCUGAAAUACUUGUCUAGGCAGUAUUUUCCCCAAUACAUCAUUUUUAUAUAUAUAAAAAAAAAAGUCCUAUACUUCCGUCAUAAAACUAUGUACAGUUAUUGAAAAGACAGCAGAAUUCAAUACUGACCAUAACCACAACGUAACAAAAACAUUGGUGAAACCUCAGUCUUGGUACCAGAGGCUUCUGUACCUCUUCUAAUUUGUCUCUAAGAGACUAUCUGAAAGACAGCCAAAUGUAAAUAUGUCAUAACACGUUAGCUAUAGUACAAAUAAAGUGGCAGUGCUCUGUCAUUCUAGAUGUACAGGAUGUAACUAUAGUCUCCGCUGUGUAGUAGAUGUGUCUAGAAUAAUUAUGUUAAUGUAAUUGCAAAUUCUGUAUUGUUGUCUAUUAGAAGUGUAAACUACUGAAACCUUGGUCUUGCCGAUAUGAAUAAAGUGAUUAGAAUACCCAUCUUUA
Messenger RNA from Cygnus olor (mute swan), 10736 nucleotides. RefSeq names its product protein phosphatase, Mg2+/Mn2+ dependent 1L (gene PPM1L). NCBI's taxonomy places the organism in Eukaryota, Metazoa, Chordata, Aves, Anseriformes, Anatidae. Gene Ontology annotation, molecular function: cation binding; protein serine/threonine phosphatase activity. Gene Ontology annotation, cellular component: nucleus; cytosol. The transcript is spliced from 4 exons. The record is from RefSeq and is a predicted model, not a curated record. Gene Ontology annotation, biological process: negative regulation of canonical NF-kappaB signal transduction; protein dephosphorylation; positive regulation of canonical NF-kappaB signal transduction. Bases 408 to 1490 code for a protein of 360 amino acids.